Molecule: messenger RNA, 2891 nt
Organism: Sinocyclocheilus anshuiensis
Lineage: Eukaryota; Metazoa; Chordata; Actinopteri; Cypriniformes; Cyprinidae
Product: probable palmitoyltransferase ZDHHC1
Exons: 11
Coding region: 612-2354 (580 amino acids)
Biological process (GO): protein targeting to membrane; peptidyl-L-cysteine S-palmitoylation
Cellular component (GO): endoplasmic reticulum; Golgi apparatus
Molecular function (GO): protein-cysteine S-palmitoyltransferase activity
Source: RefSeq, a predicted model, not a curated record
UGGGUGCGUCGGUCAGCUAUUUAAUACAUAAAUUGUCACUACGAGCCGAAAAUAUUGGAUUGAGUGCCGCUGCUGUAUUAUAAAACCUUUAUUUGUUGAUAUUUGUUUAGUCGUUUAAGCAGCUUCGAUUGAUUAGACCAAUAAAACGCUUUGGAUAUUGAUCGAGAUGUGCGCGGUUACUGUAAGAUGUGAUUUGUUUGCAGAAUGAUUAGUUAACGGUACAGUCAGUCGUGCUCUCCGCACACAACAAGCGGUUAACAUUCGGUCAGUUUCAAGGCUCUUAUUUGUUCGGGGCACUAUUGCAAGUUAAUUACUACAUCUAGAGGAGAUUGGUUUACCCACGGGAUGAGAGCGUGAUGAGAGAUGUAUGUUACUGAGACGCCCUCUCCGCUCUCAGGCUACAGAUACAGUAAAUGAGUAAAGAGCUAACGUUAGCCGUCACUCAGCUGUUGUGUUGGUGCUGUGCAUGAGGCUCAAAGAUGUGUCAGGUUAGUGGUAGUUUUCGUGUAAAGAAAAGGCAGUGCAGGUAAUGUCGGCUCAGAUGUGGCGGAUCAGCCCGGAUUCCUGACAUCAGUAACUGAGCAGGAGUGACAGAAGGAGGCUCCCCUCUCAUGGAUGUCUGCAGUAAGAACUCCAAUCGCACAGCCCCAGUGAGUGAGGGGGUACCCAGGAGAGCUGAUGUGCCCCUGUGCUCUCGGACCAAUGGUUGGAGCUGGCCCCCGCACCCUUUCCAGCUCCUGGCCUGGAUGCUUUAUCUCUACUUUGCUGUCACUGGCUUUGGUGUAUUUGUGCCUCUGCUCCCCACACACUGGAUCCCAGCCGGAAAUAUUUGUACAGGCAUUACAUUUGUCUGUCACCUCUUCAUGCACCUGAUGGCCAUCUCCAUCGACCCUGCAGAUUAUAAUGUCAGAGCUAAGAGUUAUAAGGGACCCAUGCCGGUGUUUGACCGCACCAAACAUGCACACGUCAUUGAGAACUGUCACUGCUACCUCUGUGAAGUAGAUGUGGGGCCUAAAUCAAAACACUGUAGUGCAUGUAAUAAGUGUGUGGCAAGCUUUGACCACCACUGUCGAUGGUUGAACAAUUGUGUGGGCAGCAGAAAUUACUGGCUUUUUCUCAAUAGUGUGGUUUCUGCUGUCCUGGGGAUUGUUUUGGUUGUAGCUAUUGCUAGUUAUGUUUUUAUAGAGUUCUUUUUGGACCCAUCGAAACUUCGUUCCAACAAGCACUUUCAACAGGUAAGGAAUGAGUCUGUGGUGUGGUUUGUGUUUCUACCAGUGGCUCCAGUCACCACAGCUGGUCCAGCCAUUCCCACUCUAACAGGAGUCACCAUUGCUCUGGGCCUACUGUCUGCACUUUUGCUGGGACACUUACUCUGCUUCCACAUGUACCUCAUGUGGAACAGACUUAGCACAUACGAGUAUAUUGUGCGACAGCGGCAUCUGCAAGAGGCCAAAGAUUCCAAAAAGCCCCUUCCAGAGCAUGAAUCUGGGGUUCCCACGAUUAAUCUAAUCAAGCAGCAGGUCAGUUAUGGCGGAACUCUCGGCUACACCAACCCUGAGAUGGAGGUAGAGGAUCCAACCGCCAUGAGCUCCCAAGAAGGAUCUGCGCGUUACGGCAACGGCCAGGUCAGAGGCUCGUCUGAGCACUUGGGUGAAGAAGAGCUCCUCCCUGCUGUCCUAACAGAGAACAAAGCAUCUCCUCACCCUCACAAACACACACAGAAAAAAAAGUGGAAAGUGCGCAAACUUGCAGCCGAGGUAAACAGUGACAGGUCCAUUGACACCAGCACCACCAAAGGCAUGCCAAAGACUUCUGCUGAGCAGGGGUCCUCUGUAGCUGCCUCCACUGUGUCCUCCUCUAUUGGUCAACGCUUACCCUUCCCAGCAUUCCCCCUGCGGGCCUCCCUCCCCCCUCUUGCACCCAUACAAGCCGCUGGUCCCCCUGCUGAGUAUCAUUCUGACUCUGUAGAAUCUCUGGAGGAGAUCCCUGUAGCAAUGGCACGGCUUGGCAGUGCAGCCCUGGCUGGCACUACUAAUGCUGCUAUGUCUGCCAGCAGCUAUUCCUCUUCUCUCCAGUGUGCUUUGCCUUCCUCAGCAGCUGGACAAGCUUUACCCUCCCCUCAGCCCAGGACCAAGAGGAAAGCAGCCGUUCGUAAAGCUGCAGAGCAGAGGUUUGAGAUGGUAUCCCAUAAUCCGUCUAUGUUCGUGAGUCGAGAAAGCAGAGAGCCUGCCAUGCCCCUAGAGGGCAUUAUCACAGAGGAAAGUCCCCGUGUGGCCAAACGCAAACAGACAGGCACAAAGAGAAAUAUGGAGGACACUAAACCCAGCACCAGUGUAAGAACCCUGCUUGCGUAGUGACUGCUACAGAGACGCAUCACCACUAGUCAGGACUCAUGGGGCAUGUGGUCAGCCUUGUUUCUCCGUUAAAAAGCUUGAGCUGCUUUAGUAAGAUAAGAUAAAAACUGAUGUAGCACUCAGAACCUGAUGCAACCUAUGCAAAACACCACUGAAUGAGAAUUUGUUGUCUGACCUUUUGCUGGACAAAACAUCUAAUGCUGGUUGUCGUUGGUCAAAGUUGCAUUUAGAUAUGUUUGACAGUGGGUCAUCAGAUUCACUUAUAUAUAUUUAUUAAUGAAAUUGUUGAUUGUGGAUUGAAGCCUUGGACUUGAGCCCUCAACUCAUUAUGAAUUUUUUGACUAUAAACUAACAUAUUUAGCCUUUCAUUAAUUCCAGUACCUUUCACUAUGACUAUGCUGAAGCAUUGCACAAAUAUGUUUUUUUAAAUACUUAAUGCAGUGCUACUUAACUAUUUAUUUAUAUACAUUAAAUGCCAAAGUUUUCGUUUUCUAUGAUGAAUCACACGUCCACUGAUUUUCAUUUUCAGGUUGUUGU